AUGGUGAACCCGAGCAAGUUUUUCUUUUUUUCUUCUGUGUUGAUUACUUAUUUAUUGAAGAAUAAAGCAGAAGCAAAUGGAAAAGCGGAAUAUGGAAAAAAUCCAAGGGUCGUCCCCUCUAUGAAAAUAAAUAAUAACCCUCAAGUUAGCAAGAGCACAACUGUAAAAUUAGACAACUCGAAAUUUAAAAGAACCCAUAAAAAUAUCCUCAAAGCGAGGAAAAGGGGAAUUAAUUUUGUCGCUUUGAAUUUACAAAACAUUCUGGAAUUAAAAUCGAAUGACCCGUUAAGCCGAAUAAACAACAUUUACUCCAGAAAAAAAGAAAAUUUCCUUUCCGCUUGUUACGAACAUGGAAAAAUCAAAAAUGCGAGUGCCUGUAACAGAAUUACUGCUACUAAGCAAAUUUGUGAUAUGCCUCUUGACUUUAACCUGAACUAUGUCUUUUCUGUCAAGGAGAACAACGACCUGCUUUCCAAAUGCCUUGUAGACAAUAUUCCUGAGCAUCGAAUAAGAAAUAAUAACCACGCGAUAGUCGAGUCAGAAGAUUUUUUCGAUUUGAAGAUUCUAAACGAAACGGUUCUCUUGAGAAAUUCGAUUAUCAUUACGGAAGAUGCAUGCACGAAUAAAAUAAAGGUGCGUAGUCCUUAUUUUACAUUUGAAAGUUCCCCUAACCCUUUUGGUAGUCCAAUAUUAUACAAAGGCGAAGUAAUUGGUACCGAGUUUAAAAACAUAAAAGUGGAAAAGAAUGUUGAAGGAUUAUUUAACGUAUGUUCAUGCCAAGUUGACAAUGUAUAUAAGAAUUAUAAUAAUUGUGAACUAGCCAAUAAGCAUUACACACAUAUUUAUACUCUUCGGGUUAUUAUGAAACCUACACAUAUUAUUAAUGUCUCCACAGGAGAAAAACUUGAUAUUACUUUUAAAGAGUAUUAUACACCAUUCCCUAUUAAAAUGGCCUUUAUUAUUGAUAUGAUAAGUGGUUACAAUUGCAACAAUAUUAACGACAAAUCUUUUGCUCAAGUCCAGGAAGAUUUCUACAAAAACAAAAAAAAAAUCAACUUUUAUGAUAUUUUUUUGUACGAAAUUGCUCCAAAUGAAAUAAAUGAAGACAUAGUUUUUGAAAAUCCAGGAAAAUAUUUACUAUGUUACACCUCCAGUGACAACGGGACUGUGUUCUCGGCUCUACUAGCCAAUAUACAUGUUGAUGGGUACAACUUAAGGGAAGUCAAAUAUUUGUAUGCAGAUCUUCAUUCUGUGAAAUUAAACCUGGGACAUUUUGUUAUCCUUGAAAGAAAAGGAUUAAAAGAACCAUUUGAAGUUGUUUUUAAAAGAAAAGAGGAAAAGAAAUGCUCAGGAGAAACUGUAAUUCAAUCAAAUAUUAUAUCGAAUUUUUGGCAAGACGAAGAUGAAGAAGUAGCUAUGUAUGCAAUACAUGUAUUAAAUGAAAAAUUAAAUGAAUAUAAUGAAUUACUGGAUAUUUGUGCUAAAGAACAUGAUGAAUAUAGCUUAAUUGGGCAUGCAAAAGUAAAACCGUAUAUUUUACACACGUACAGAGAUAUCUCUUAUUUGUAUAAUUUUAAUGUUGUACCUGAGGAUGUUAGAACAUAUGUAAUACAAAAAGAAUCAAGUUUCUUCAAAUUCUAUCCUUAUAUGUUAGAACACAUAGAGGAUCAUAAUAUAGAUGAGUUAUACAUAUCCUUUUUAUGCUAUCCAACAAAAAAUGAAAUAGUUGCAACAUAUAACUUUGAUAAAAACAUGACACCCACAUAUUUUGCACAUUUUAAAAUAUCUCAUGCUUCUGGUUCUAUAUUGUAUAUUUCAGAUGAUGAACUGAAAUUAUACGUUUUAAAAAAAAAUUCUCAAUCCUUAUUUGUAUAUGAUAUUAACCCUGAAAAUGUAAUGACAAAAGUAGAGGCUAUAGAUAAGCCUGUAGAUGAUUUAUUUAUGAAUAAUUUAUUAGCAUACUUUUGGGAUUAUGCUGAUUUUGAAAAAUGUGAAAAUUGCUUUUCACCUAUUAUGAUGGAACCAUUGUAUGAUGAAAACAAAAAUGUACAACUUAUUUUUUUAGUAACAUCAGAUCCAGAUCACAAAUUAGUGAUAAUAGACCUAAAGUUUCAUCCUGUUUACGUGCAUGAUUCUAAUGCCGUAAAAGAUACAUUUGCAGAAAUUGAUGCAUUAAAAUUUAGUCUAGAUGUUUUAAAAGAUUCAUCAUACCUUAUCACUAAUAUUUCUUGUGGAAUUUUAAAAAAUGAAUCUUUUGAUUGUUUCUUAAUUGAUCAAAUGAAUAAUUCUGUAAUAGCAGUACAGUAUGUGAAAAAACAAAAUGUGCUAAUUCUCAUAGAUACUUUUCAAGGAGAAGGUAAAAGUGACAUAAAGGACGAAAAUGUUCACUUCCAUGAUUUUGUCUUUAGUCAGUUUAACACUUAUUUGCAGAGACCCAAAAAUGUAGUACCCUUUCCUUAUGAAGACUCUUACAUUCUAUUCAUUGAUGAGGAUGAAUCCAAUGAAAUAAACCUAAUAGUGUACAGAAAAAACAAACCGAAUAACAACUUUUCCUAUAUAUCCAAAAUAAAUAACACAUAUAUUGAUGAUGGAAAGGUGCACAAAAUAUAUAAAUUUUAUGAUCAUAAAGAACUUUUUAAUAGAAAUGCACUUUUAAUAGUAAAAGAGCACGAAGGAAAUGUAGAAUUAGUAUACGGUCCCAUACGAAAUAUCAGCAAUAUGACAGAAUUAAAAUAUAAUUAUCCAUACAUUAUACAAGAUAAUGGAAUUCCAUAUGUAUUAAAAAUAAAAUCAAAUGAAAUUAAAAAAAUUAAAUUGCUUCAUAAUUUUGAAAUUGUUGUGCAUAACGUUAAUAAAUCACAAUAUGUUACAAUAGACAAAUACGAUGGAACUAUUAAUAUAAAAUUAUCAGAAUUUAUUGGAGAUCCAGUUAAUUUAAGUGUUAAGGUCUAUGGAGUUUUUAUAGAAUUAAAAAUAGACAUAAGUUUUAAUGUAAUUUGCGCCGAUGGGAUGAAAGCACUAAAUGGAAAUUGUAUCCCUUGCCCAGUAGACUCAUAUAACAACAUUAAUGAAUAUACGAAAAAUAAGAAUAUCUACGAAUGUAGCAAGUGUCGAGAGAAUUCAAUUACUAAAAGUGAAGCGUCCACUUCUAUGGCUCAGUGUUUAUGCUUACCAGGAUAUGAAUUAAAAAGCAAUGGUAUAUGUGUUCCUUGUGCUGUGGGGACAUGGAAAUCAGAGCUUUCUAAUAGCCCUUGUAUUUUUCAUUGUUAUCCCAAUUCGUAUAGUUUAGUAAGGGGUAGUCGCAGUGAAGAAGAAAGUGAAUGUAAAUGCUUAAAAGGUUAUUAUUUUGUUUCUAAAGAUGGAGUAAACUUUUGUGAACAGUGUGAUAUAGGUUACUUUUGCCCUGGUGAAUACAAAGGCAAUCAAAAAAAAUGUCCAGAAAAUACAACUAAUGUAAAACAACAGAAUUUUUCUAUAAAAAGUUGUAAAUGUGAUAUUGGUUUUGAGCCCUUUGAUUCUUCAAAUUUAAAUGAUUACGAUUUUAGGAAAAAUCCUAUUUUUGAUGAUUACAAAGACUUCGAAAAAGAAAUAAAAGGUUCUCAAGUGUGUGUGCCGUGUAAAAUAGGAUCAUAUAAAGAUACAGUUUCAGAAAAUAAUUGUAAAAGUUGUUCUGCGCACGUAUUUACAGAUGCAACGAAGUCUACUUCUAUAUCUGAAUGUAAAAAAUGUGAAAAGGGAUACUAUUUGCAUGCACAAGAUUCUUGCUUGCUAUGUCCAGAUAAUCAUUAUUGCCCAGGUUCUAAUAUAGAAGACCCAAAAUAUACAAUUUAUGAAAAUCAGAAAGUUCCCUGCGAUAGUAAAAGUUUGACAAAACCUCCAAAUGAAUUAAAUGUAUCACACUUAAGCUGUCUAUGUAAAAAGGGAUUUGAAUAUAUAAAAGCAGAAGAUAAUGAAUUUGACUGUUUAGAAGUACCGAAAAAUUACUACAAAUCUAAUUUAAGCAACACAGAAAAGAUCCCCUGCCCAGAAAACAGUAUCACAUUAUACACACAAACACAAAGUAAGAUUAAAUGUAUAUGUAUAGAAGGGCAUUAUUGGGAUAUUAAUGAAAAGAAAUGCAUUAAGUGUCCUAAGGGAUAUUAUUGUCCCGGUGGACAUCUGAAAAACUGUUUUUUGAAGGACACUUUACAUCUUUGCAUACCUAAAAAAAUAAAAUGCCCUAUAAAAAAUACAACAACGAAAGCUGAGGGAUCUUUAAGUGAAUCCAGUUGUCUUUGUGAUAAAGGAUAUACUUUAAGUAAAGAAGUACUCCGUGAAUGCGUUCUCUGCCCAGUUAACACUUAUAAAGAUGUUGUAUCAAAUGCAGAAUGCACUAUGUGCUUAACUCCUUACACAACAGAUGGACAAAUGGGAAGUGCAAAGGAGGAAGAUUGUACAUGUUCAGGUGGUUACUAUUUUUUUAAUCACUGUUUGCCAUGUAGUGAUAAGAAUACUUAUUGCAAAGGGGGGAAAAUGAUAGUUAAUAACAAAAGUAAAACUAUUCAUUAUGCUCCAUCAAAAUGUCCGCCAAAUACAGUCGUUUCAUUUGAGACAGAGAGACCAUAUAACCAAAGUUUUUGUGUUUGCAAAAAAGGAUAUAAACAUGUUUAUACAGCAAAUAAUUAUACAAAAAUAUGUGCACCAUGUGAACCCGGAUUUUUUAAGACCGUGAUCGGGGAUUUUUCUUGCGAAUCGAAAUGUAAACCUAAUUCGACAAGUCUCAUUGGAACGACGCAUGAAACACAUUGCUUUUGCUUAAAAAAUUAUUAUUUCAAAUAUGGCAUUUGUGUAAACUGCCCCGAUGGUGCAUAUUGUGAAGGUGGCUUCCAUGAAGAGACCUUGUUAAGCAUGAAAAAAAAUGAAACUUCAUUGGACCACUCAAAAAUAAAGCAUGUAAUGCCUGUUCCUAAAGAAAAUUAUGCACUUUACAAAUUAAAGACUAAUAUAUACAACAUGGACUGGUUCAUUGUAGAAUGUCCAAUUAAAGAAGCUUGCUUAUAUAAUGAGAAAUGCCAUGAAUCUAUGACAAAUUUUUUAUGUGGGGAGUGCAAAAAAGGAUACACAAAUAAUUUUUCUAAACUAAAUUUAUGCAUAAAAUGCAGUGGUAAUAUUACGAAUGUUCUUCACAUUAUUUUCGUCAGUAUUUUUAUCUUAUUGUUUACAGUUAUUAUGGCAUAUUUAAAUGUCUUUACAGGAGACAACAGAAAAUCUGUUCAUUCUAUAGUUAUUAAAAUCGCUGUUAAUUAUUUUUCUUGUAUGAAAAUUUUUUAUGUCGUGGGAACAAGCGAAUUAUAUUUUCCAUCAAAUUUUUCAUCCCAUAUUAAUUAUAUAAUUCAAAAUAUUAAAAGAUUGCUAAAAGCAAAAAAAAAUUCUGGUCUUUACUGUAUAUUAACAAGUUAUUUCGAUAUAUCGCAUUCAGAUGCUUAUUUUUAUGGUAUGCUUUUUUAUGCCUUUAGGCCCAUUUUGCUUGCAAUAACACUAACAAUUUUAGUGUAUCUUAUGGUAGAAAUAUAUAAAUUUAAAGUUAGGGAUGAAACAAGAAUAAAGUUAAAUGUAAUAGACAAAAUCAAAGAAUUAGGAAAAACGGAACUGUAUGAAGAAAUCAUGAAAGAGCUAGCAUCAGAAAGGGCUUUGGUGUUGUUUAGAUAUAUACCCAUACCUGGAGAUUCCAAAUUUAAAAGAAUAAGAAAUUUUCUUGAGGAUAUGAUUCCAAUGUAUGUCACAUUAUUAUUUUUUAUUCACACGAAAACUACUCAUUUUAUGUUAACGCUGUUAGAUUGUAAAGGAAUUUACUACAAUGAUAAAUUUGUAGAGCACUAUAUGAGCUAUGUCCCUAGUGUGAAAUGUGAUUUGUCCAGGACUUAUGCAAAAUUCUUUAUAUUAGGCAUGGGGGGUAUAGUUGUGUGGGGAAUUGGUAUUCCAUUAAUGUCAUAUUUAGUGUUGUAUAAAAAUAGAAAACAUUUACAUUCAGAAAAUAUUUUGUUUAAAUAUGGAUUCUUAAAUAAUGGUUUUAAUUUUCAAUUUUGGUAUUGGGAGUCUAUUUUCUUUUUAAGAAAAAUUUUGAUUUUGUUAAUAUCAUCAGUUCCUGUUUUUAAAACAGCUAGAAUAUUUGGCACAACUAUGUGGCUAUUUACCGUUAUUUCAUUUUUUUUUCUUACAGUGCAGAUGAUACUUCAACCUUUUGACUCUAGAAAUUACCACAUCUUAAAUAAAUUUGAAACUUAUAGCAUGUUUACCUGGACCAUGACUCUAAUGAUUUUUGUUUUUCUAACGGUGUCUAAUGCUAAUGCAGCUAUAAAUUUCUAUGUCUUGUUAUUUUUGCUAUUUUUUAAUUUUAUAUUUGUAGCUAGAGUUUUGAUGGCUCUAUGUUAUUCAUAUAUAGAAAAUUUAAGGCACAUAAAAAAACAUGUUAAAAUUCCAUUCUUAAGUAAAUUCUUUGAGAAAAUGUCAAAGAUUGCUGAAGAAAAAUAUUACAAGGAACCUAUGGUCUCCCUGAACACACGUGACAACUCAGUUGAAUUUAUGAAAAAAUAUAAAAGAUAUCCUUUACGCAAGUAUCGCUUAUUAACGAAUGAAGAAAAAGACUAUUUUCUCAAUGUUUUAUCCAAUUUUAUAUAUUUUGGUGUGUCCAAUUUAAAUUUUACGGUUUUUCAUUCUUAUUUUAUGGAAUUUGUGUUAAGGUUAUCAGUAAUUAACAAUGAAAUACUUCACAAAAAGGAAAAAAUCGGAAUUUUAAAAUUAAUAGCCAAAGACCCCCAAAAUAUAAAUGAGUGGAUAAAAAUUAAGGAAUCAGAGUUGAGUAAAAGAACAUUUUUCGAAAGACAUAAAAAAAUAUUAAAUUUAUUUACAAAAAACAUGUUUAUUAUUCAAAAUAACAUCAAAAGAAUUAUUUACAAAGGAGACAAGCACACUAUUGUUUCUGAUUAUGAGGUGUUGAUUAAUGUCUUAAAAUACGACGAAGAUUUUAUAACUGACUUUAAAUUCUUAUAUGAUGAAAGUACGGUGAAAUCAGGAUUAACUCUUUCUGACUUACAGUUAUCCUUUACUAAAAUUAAAAUGAAAGAUAAGAAGUUGAUUAUGCAGUUAUUUUCACUAUUUAUUGCUAAAAAGAAUAUUGUACAGUUUGAAAGAGAUAUUCACCUUAAGAAUAAAAUUGAACAACUUAAAUCUUUAUACGACAUGCUCAUAAAGUCAAACGAAAAGAAAGAAAUUACAUUUAGAAAAAAUUUUGAAAAUGCUGUUAAAGCAGACCCAAUGGAUUAUAGGACAUUACAAAAUGAAUUAGAAAUACUAAAUGAUAGAAUAAAUAACCUAAUUGACAGUUAUCAAAGGCUAACAGAUGCCAGUCAUAAUGAAUCCAAUUCAAAUGAUGAUAUAAUUAUAAAAAAUGACUCAGAAUUUUUUGAUAAUAAUUUAAAAGAACUCAGUUUUAAAGAACUUACUAGUGAUGAUGAACAGAAAAUGGGAAAUACCGAAGAAGGGGAUAUUAUGCAAAAUGAUGAAAAUACAGAAAAUUUGAAUUGUAUAGAUGAGGAAAAAAAAAAUAAGAUGGAAGAAGAAUAA
Molecule: messenger RNA, 7602 nt
Organism: Plasmodium gonderi
Lineage: Eukaryota; Apicomplexa; Aconoidasida; Haemosporida; Plasmodiidae
Product: cysteine repeat modular protein 2
Exons: 7
Coding region: 1-7602 (2533 amino acids)
Source: RefSeq, a predicted model, not a curated record